UCAAAAAGAUUCAUUGAUUUUCAUCGGUCACUAAAAGGCAAAAUAUGGGCACAUUUUACGUUGCCUGCUCCAUGCGUGCACGGUUAACUUCACUAAAUUACUGAUAAACACGCGUCAAUUCAAACACUCAAAGAUGUAGUAUAGAUACUACUCAAGCGUGCGUUCUGCUCAUUCUUGGUUUCAGUUAACUUGUAUGAAAUCUAAAGUUUCUGAAAAAAUCGCAUGGAAAGGGCACUAAAGUUGAACCUGUCCUUAGUCUGGUGCCAUGUUUUCAUCCUACUUUUCCUUAUUGGCAAUACUAUAGGAGAUGGAAGGAAACUCAUCACCAAAGUGGAUAGGAACCCUGGAUUCAUAAGCAUUGAUUGUGGAUCGCCAAUUGAUUACUUUGAUGAAGAAACUAAUAUUUGGUAUCAGACCGACAAAAACUUUAUUGACACUGGUAAAAAUGCUAUGGUCCUCCCAAGCUCCAACACUGAUUAUCCUUAUUUUGGGGGACUUUUGAACACGUUGAGAAGUUUCCCAAAUGGAACAAGGAACUGCUAUACUCUCAAACCAAAACAAGGCAAGCACCAUACUUAUCUCAUCAGAGCUUACUUUGCAUAUGGAAAUUACGACGGCAACAACCAAACUCCAUCCUUUGACUUGUAUAUUGGCGUCAAUCGUUGGGAUACUUUUAACUGGGGUCGAAAAGAUUAUUACAUAACCGAGACCAUUCAUACUCCAACAACUGACACCAUACAUGUGUGCCUUGUAAAAACUGUCAUCGGAGUACCUUUCAUUUCUGCAUUGGAACUUCGUCCUCUCAGCAAUUCCAUCUAUCAAACUCCUUCGCCUUCUCAAUCACUUUUAAUCAGUCAAGGAAGAUUUGAUGUUGCCUCCACUAGCUUAGUCUGGCACAGCAGGUACAAAGAUGACAUUUACGAUCGUCUGUGGCGCUAUAUGAAUUCAUCAUAUCAGAUCAAUGGAUCUGUGGAUAUUGGUCCUGCAAGCAUGAACAGUUCUUAUAAAUUACCAGCAGAAGUACUGAAAUCGGCAGCCCGAUCGUUUAAUCUCUCCUAUGGAUUAAAUUUUGAGUAUAACUCUAUUUGGAAAAACCUUGACAAGUCUUCCCAGUAUUAUGUCUACUUUCACUUUCUUGAAAUUCAGAAACUUCCUCCUGGCCAAAAAAGAAUAAUCAAUAUUGAUGUUGAUGGUGAAAACAUCCUCUCCCAGCCAAUAAUUCUUGAAUACUUGAAGCCACAAACCAUUGUUCCUAAAAAUGCAACUCCUGGUUAUGUACGCUUUAACAUCAGUGCAGCCUCAAAAUCUGACGCGCCUCCAAUCCUCAAUGCUUUUGAGGUUUAUAAGUUCAUUUCUCCGCUUCCUUCCCCAACUGACAAAACAGAUGUGGAUGCUAUAAUGGGCGUCAAAAACACAUACAAGAUCUUCAAUUUAGACUGGCAAGGAGAUCCAUGUGUUCCAGAACUUGCUUGGGAUGGACUAAACUGUAGUUCUAGUUUCAAUGGCUACAACGCAAGGAUCACCUCAGUGAACUUAAGUGCGACAAAAUUGACAGGGCAAAUAGCUACUUCAUUUUCACAACUUUCAGAGCUGGAGUCACUAGAUUUGUCAUUUAAUAACUUGUCAGGAUCAGUACCAGAAUUUUUAGCAACAUUGCCAAAGCUAAGAGUCCUUAAUUUGAGUGGUAACAAGCUCACAGGUUCAAUUCCAAAGGCUAUUAUGGAAAAGUCAUAUGUAACUUUGCAAUUGAGUUUGGCGGAUAAUCCUGGUCUUUGUCUGGAGGAUUCGUGCAAAAGGUCAAAGUUAGUUAUUCCACUUGUUGCUUCAGUUUCUGCUUUGAUUGUAAUCUUCUUGGUUUCUUUAGGAAUAUGGAUCUUGAAAACCAAGAAAUUAAAAGUGGUUAUCAGUUUUUCUACAAAUGAAGAAUCCUUCCAAAAAAAUCGAGCUGUUUCUUACUCAAGAGUUCUUAGAAUCACUAAUAACUUGCAAAACUUAAUUGGAGAAGGAGGAUUUGGUAAGGUUUAUCAUGGCACUCUGAAGAAUAAUACUCAAGUUGCCGUGAAGUUGCUUUCUCAAUCAUCAAUGCAAGGUUUCAGAGAAUUUCGAUCUGAGGUUGAACUUUUAAUGGUUGUCCAUCAUAGACACUUGGUUUCUCUAAUUGGAUAUUGUGAAGAAGGGGGUGUGAGAGCACUGAUUUAUGAAUAUAUGGCUAACGGCAAUCUCCAACAACAUUUAUCAGAGGAUAACCCUGGUGUUUUGAAAUGGAAUGAGAGACUUCAAAUUGCUUUGGAUGCAGCACACGGAUUAGACUAUUUGCAUAAUGGUUGUAAGCCACCAAUAGUCCAUAGAGACUUAAAGACCUCAAAUAUUUUACUAAAUGAAAACAUGCAAGCCAAGAUUUCUGAUUUUGGACUGUCUCGAGCAUUUGCAAAUGACAUUGACACUCAUGUAUCAACUCGUCCUGCUGGUACAUUGGGUUACCUCGAUCCUGAAUUCCAAAGCUCUGGAAACUUAAACAAAAAGAGUGAUGUUUAUAGUUUUGGGAUAAUUCUGCUUGAGCUAAUCACUGGUCAACCGGCAAUAAGAAGAAAACAUGGAGCCAUUUGUCACAUUCUUCAUUGGGUUACUCCCCAACUUGAAAUGGGAGAUAUCCAAUCCAUCAUAGAUCCAAGGUUACAAGGAAAUUACAACACUAGUUCAGUUUGGAAACUUUUAGAGAUAGCCAUGUCUUGCACUCCACCGUCUGCAAUUCAAAGGCCUGACAUAAGCCAUAUAGUGGCGGAAUUAAAAGAAUGUCUGGCUCUUGAAGUAAACAUGGAAAGGUCUAAGAGCAAGAGGUCAAGCAUUUCCUUAGAUUGGAGUUCUUUUAGGGUUGAUUCUUCUGGGUUUAUUCCACAAGCUAGGUAGAUAGUUUAGAGUUUGAACUCAAUCGAACUCUCUAAGCUGAUAAUAAGGUUCACCGCUAUUUACAAUGUUGUUCCUUGGCCACUUUACAAAUGGCUCUGAAUGCACGACUUUUUGUGUAUUAGAAUGCUAUAUGCUGAACAAUUCAUGAUACCUUUUAGCAU
Prosopis cineraria is the source of this 3068-nucleotide messenger RNA. RefSeq names its product probable LRR receptor-like serine/threonine-protein kinase At4g29180. Gene Ontology annotation, molecular function: protein tyrosine kinase activity; protein binding; ATP binding. The record is from RefSeq and is a predicted model, not a curated record. NCBI's taxonomy places the organism in Eukaryota, Viridiplantae, Streptophyta, Magnoliopsida, Fabales, Fabaceae. Gene Ontology annotation, biological process: protein phosphorylation. The transcript is spliced from 14 exons. Bases 223 to 2907 code for a protein of 894 amino acids.